GUUCGUACUUUAUAAAAAUGAUGGUUCUGUCUUUGCAGACUUCUAAGAGCUAUCAACACUGAUACCAUCCAUCCAUUUUCCAAACCGCUUAUCCUAUUGGGUUGCGGGGGGUCCGGAGCCUAUCCCGGAAGCAAUGAGCAUGAGGCAGGGAACAGCACUGAUACCAUAAUUUUCUAAUUGUUUCAUUUAAAGCAAUAUUUUAUUUGUUUUUUUUUAGCUAAAUUAUUGUAUACUUUACUGGUUUAUACAGCUUAAUAUCAUAUGGGAGGAUUUUACCUUCUGAAAGGUCCAUCUGAAACAACCUCCUUUACACUGUAUAUAGUGUGAGAGCCGAUGCCAAUGCAUGCACUACUGAAAAAAGACACUGACUUUGCCUCUGAAUGGGAAGUAACUUGACUUUAAUGUCAGAAAACUAGUUUAUACAUCUCAUAUGCUUUAUAAUGCAUUUAUAUGCAUUGUAAAGCAGUCAUUUAAGAUUGAAAUUGAUGUUUUAGUUUCACUGUCUCAGUUCCCAUUAACUCUGAUUAUGCCAUAUUUUGUUUGUUCGUUUGGAUGCGACCUUGCAUGUUUCAUAAACAUGGAGCCACAUUAUCCUCUGUGAAUCAUUGAGUGUCAUUUCUGAUGUUCAGAGCUGUUGGCUGAUGAAAUAAGACACUUUUAAUGCAAACCCAUCCCUAGGUAUGACCUAUCUGUUUAUUCUCUCUCUUUUAUUUAAUCCUUUAUUCUGGUCUAGCUAUUAACUGCUCAUUACUCUUACUGUCAUUUUCACAAUAGUACAAAAUAACUGACCUAAUGCAGAUGCAGUAUGUGAUAAACGAUCAGUCCCACAUAUCCCACACUUACUUAUUCUUGCUAGCAGAGCCAUAGUCCUUCUGAAUGUGGUAUUCUCAUUUUCCGUAUUUAUAUCUUUGCUGGACUUUCUACGUUUGUACAUAUUCUGCUGUAUAAAUAUGUACUUUAGGAAAUUUAGGAAAAAUAACUUGAUAAUCCAUCCAUCCAUCCAUCCAUUUUCCAAACCGCUUAUCCUAAUGGGUCGCGGGGGGUCCGGAGCCUAUCCCGGAAGCAAUGGGCACGAGGCAGGGAACAACCCAGGAUGGGGGCCCAACCCAUCGCAGGGCAGACUCACACACCAUUCUAACUUGAUAAUGAAUUGUUUAAUUAGCAUAUGUAUAUACUUUUCUCAGUGAAUGGUGUUUGGAUAUGUCCCUGCAUGUUUGCCUUCACGAAGUAUAAUAAUUAUUACAUUUACGAUAAAUAAUUCCCACCAAUUAUGUAUCUAUACCCAUAAGUGUAUGUUCACUUAGAAUUAAUAGAUAAAUAGAAUCACCAUGUUUUAUAAUGUAGGGACUCUAUAAAGGUGGAUGUGAUUUCACUGGCAUUAAGCACUAGAAAAUAUAUAUAUUUUUAUUAUAUUAACAACAUCAGUUUGUCUGUCCUGUUUCUAAAAAAUAAGAAGGGGCAUAUUGCGGUUUGCAUACAUAUUUUUGAUUAAAAUAUGUUUGUUGCGCGCGGCGACGUGUGACGUAUAGAAAAAAAACUGAUGUAUCGUGAAGGGAAGUGGUCAGCUUUCUAUAAAUACCAGAUGAUUGUGAAACGCCGUCAGUCUUUCAGAAGACUCGGGAGAAGAUUUCCCCGCAGCUCUCCGCCGCCUUGCAGCCGCCUUGCACCCGCCAUGCCGGACUCCGCAUUAGCGCUGCUCAUGCUCACCCUCCUCACUCUGUCCUCCGCCUGUUACAUCCAGAACUGCCCGCGAGGUGGGAAGCGCUCCUUCCCAGACCCAGACCUCAGACAGUGUUCGACAUGUGGCCCCGGGGCCAGGGGCCGCUGCUUUGGCCCCAGCAUCUGCUGUGGGGAGGGGAUGGGCUGCUACGUCGGCUCCCCAGAGACUGUGCGCUGUCUGGAGGAGAACUACCUGCAGUCUCCCUGUGAGGCUGGAGGGAAGGUGUGUGGGGCUGAGGGCGGACGCUGCGCCGCCCCGGGCGUCUGCUGUGAUACAGACGGUUGCGCGUUAGAUCCAGAUUGCCUGGGGGACAUGAGACAGCAGCCUUCUCCCGAGGAGAACUCCCUCUCAAUGGGAGGCGCACCUGAAGAACUGCUGCUGCGUCUGCUGCACAUGACCAGUAGGGGGCAGAGUCCGUAUUGAUGUUCCAUGCGUGGAAACGGAAGACUUACGGUCGCAAGAAACAAUUAACACCAUAUUUCAACAUCGCCUAAACAUCGUUUAUACAUAUAUAUAUUUUAAAACAACUUUCCUUUCUGAAAAUUAACAAGGGCCGUCGUGAGUUUGGCUACUGAAACGUGAUAAUUUACCUUGGGUAACCCUCCACUGACCAGUUGGUGGGGGCGCUGACUUUGUUGUAUUUUUUUCCAAGGAAACAGAAAUAUCUGACUGAAUAAAUAUAUAUUAAAAGUUCUGCAAUCCAG
This is a messenger RNA of Brienomyrus brachyistius, 2424 nucleotides long. RefSeq names its product vasotocin-neurophysin VT 1-like. Gene Ontology annotation, molecular function: neurohypophyseal hormone activity. The transcript has 3 exons. Gene Ontology annotation, cellular component: secretory granule; extracellular region. Bases 1541 to 2143 code for a protein of 200 amino acids. NCBI's taxonomy places the organism in Eukaryota, Metazoa, Chordata, Actinopteri, Osteoglossiformes, Mormyridae. The record is from RefSeq and is a predicted model, not a curated record.